CAGAUUGACGUCAUCGGGACUGACGCAGAGUAAAGCCGAGGUAGCAGAGAGUCAGAGCAGCAGCAUCCCAUCUACCAAACGACUCCUCUCCAACCUCCCACCACCAGCGAGGUGUUUUCCCUCUCUGAGCAUCCUCCAAACAUAACGAGAUAAAAGAUAAGAUGGCCACCUCCUCCUCCACUCUGGAAGAAGACGAAAGUUUGAAGGGCUGUGAAAUCUUCGUGCAGAAGCACAACAUCCAGCAGAUCCUCAAAGAGUGCAUUGUGAACCUCUGCAUCGCAAAGCCUGAGCGUCCUAUGAAGUUCCUGCGGGAGCAUUUUGAAAAGCUGGAGAAGGAAGAAUGCAAGCAGAUCAUGGCUCGCCAGAAAUCUAACAGCCAGUCAGACUCACAUGAUGAUGAGAUUUCUCCCCCACCACCCAACCCUGUUGUCAAGGCCAGGCGCCGCAGAGGAGGGGUCAGCGCCGAGGUCUACACCGAAGAGGAUGCUGUCAGUUACGUACGCAAGGUGAUCCCAAAGGACUACAAGACCAUGACAGCAUUGGCAAAGGCCAUCUCCAAGAAUGUGCUGUUUGCUCACCUGGAUGACAAUGAGAGAAGUGACAUAUUUGAUGCCAUGUUCCCAGUCACCCACAUUGCAGGAGAAACUGUCAUCCAGCAAGGCGAUGAAGGAGACAACUUCUAUGUGAUUGACCAAGGUGAAGUGGACGUGUAUGUGAAUGGGGAGUGGGUGACCAGUAUCGGAGAAGGAGGCAGCUUUGGAGAGCUCGCUCUGAUCUAUGGGACUCCCAGAGCGGCCACCGUCAAGGCCAAGACUGAUCUGAAACUGUGGGGCAUCGACAGAGACAGUUACCGACGCAUCCUCAUGGGCAGCACACUGAGGAAGAGAAAGAUGUAUGAAGAGUUUCUUAGCAAGGUGUCCAUCCUUGAGUCUUUGGAUAAGUGGGAACGUCUGACUGUGGCUGACGCUCUGGAGCCCGUUCAGUUUGAGGAUGGAGAGAAGAUAGUGGUGCAAGGAGAGCCGGGUGAUGACUUCUUCAUUAUAACAGAGGGAAUAGCCUCUGUUCUGCAGCGCAGGUCUGACAAUGAGGAGUAUGUGGAGGUUGGACGCCUUGGACCCUCUGACUACUUUGGUGAAAUCGCCCUGCUGUUGAACCGUCCCAGGGCAGCCACUGUAGUCGCUCGUGGUCCGCUCAAGUGUGUGAAGCUGGACAGGCCCCGUUUUGAGCGUGUGCUGGGGCCGUGCUCAGAGAUCCUCAAGAGGAACAUCCAGAGAUACAACAGCUUCAUCUCCCUCACUGUGUGACACGCCGGCCCCUCUCCGGGCCCCCACCAGCAGGGGUGGGAAGCAUCAGCAUCAGAGUUUUGGUCCAUGGGUGGGAUAGAGGUGAGGAUGUGGGGUAAAGGAAGUGGGUUUUACAUCCGCGGUGACAGGGCGCACAUUUCCUGCCCUCUUUUCCAUUUUGUGCAUUUCUUUCUUUUCUUUGAUCUUUUGCACUUUGCCUUGACCAGUGCUGUCACGUAGCUUUAUGUCUAAAACAACAUGCAGGAGUGUAAAAAGAGAGCGAGGGCUGCAGUCAUUCAACUGUAAAUGAGUCAUAAAAACAGUGUGUCAACUUCAUGAUGUAUGCUCCUACACUGUCAAAGAAUGGCAUUUGCACUUUCAUGUAUUUAUGAAGGGCACAAUGAAUUCAGGAAAUGAGGAAGUAAAGACAUGUUUACGUACAGCAGGAGGAGGUGAGGACACAUUUCUUUGCUCGCUGCCAGUGAUUUGCCUAUUUUUCACUUCUGGCUGUGCGUGGUGCCAUUUGGAGGUCGAAUCUGACCCGCACUGCACAUAUCUCCUGUUUCCUAAAGCGUAGAUGUAGAGGUAUAAAUACAAUUGAAUUCCUGGCUGCUUCAUUCAUUUUUGUGCUUUUAAUUGUGCUUUAACUGUUGUUAUCUGUUGGGGGUUGUUAGAGGAGAUGAUAUGUUGAGAUUUUAUGUGGCGUGUGCAAGCCAAAUUAAGUUUCUCCCCCCCCCAAGAAAUCCUCUUUAUCUGAAUAUUUCCUGCAGCGGUUCAGUCUGAUCUGUGAGCCGUGAUAUUCCAAAGGAGAAGUAGUGUUAUCAGUCCAGUCCACACACAAGCAAAUGGAGUCUGAAACACACUGACAUGAAACACACAACAAUAGCUGUAUAUGCUUACACUGUCUCAGGACUCUUAGACACACACUCUGACUCACACACAACUCUUACCAGAUGCUUUUUGAAGCUGAUUUUCUUCUAGGUUGAACAACUAGAUUACAGCUUUUGCACCACUUUUGAGUUUGUAACGUCAGGUCAAUACAAAAGUUUGAUAUAGCUGUUUGACGACAUAACUUAUAUAUUAUGAAUAUAUUUUAAAAAAAGAAGUAGAAAAUAUACUUGUGUUGCUUUCUUAUGAUCUACUGUAUCCUGUCAGAGUUGCACAAAUGACCCAGCAAAAGAUGUUGAGUAGAAGGGGAAGAAAAUAAUCUUUCUGUAUUCUCUUUCUCUCUGUAUCUCUUUCUUUCAACUAUCCAAAACCAUCUUGAGCAAAUAAAGAAAAGCUUCUGAAA
This is a messenger RNA of Labrus mixtus (cuckoo wrasse), 2574 nucleotides long. RefSeq names its product protein kinase, cAMP-dependent, regulatory, type I, beta (gene prkar1b). Gene Ontology annotation, cellular component: cAMP-dependent protein kinase complex. The record is from RefSeq and is a predicted model, not a curated record. The coding region runs from base 162 to 1304 and encodes 380 amino acids. Lineage: Eukaryota; Metazoa; Chordata; Actinopteri; Labriformes; Labridae. The transcript is spliced from 11 exons. Gene Ontology annotation, molecular function: cAMP-dependent protein kinase regulator activity. Gene Ontology annotation, biological process: regulation of protein phosphorylation.